AAGACGAAAAGAUAUUCCAGAACAACUACUGUCAUGGAUCUUGCGUGUAUUGUGUGUAAUGCAGCCAGGGACAAUAAUUUAACUCUGCUGAAGAGUGUUCUCAAUGGCAGAUCAGCUUCAGAGAUAUCAAUGCUCAUAUCAUCCAAAGUUAACGGAGCCACACCCUUGGUCAUAUCCUGCCGAAAUGGACACAGUGAAAUUGUAGAAUAUUUAUUGACAUGGUGUCAGGCUGAUGUCGAACAAGUCGGCUCUGUUAGUUUUGAUGGUGAACCCAUAGAAGACGCCCCACCACUAUGGUGUGCCUCAGCUGCCGGACAUCUGGGCAUAGUUAAGCUCCUGGUUAGACACGGUGCCAAUGUGAACAGUACAACGCGAACAAAUUCCACACCGCUGCGCGCCGCCUGUUUUGAUGGUCACUUUGAAAUUGUCAAAUACCUUAUACAACAUGGUGCCGAUUUUGAGGUGGCAAAUCGUCACGGACACACCUGCCUGAUGAUUGCCUGCUAUAAGGGUCACUUUAAAAUUGCCCAGUAUUUGUUGUCGCUCAAUGCCAAUGUGAAUCGGUGCAGUGUCAAGGGCAAUACAGCGCUGCAUGACUGCGCCGAAUCGGGUUCGUUGGAAAUACUGCAGUUGCUGUUGAAACAUGGUGCCACAAUGGAGGUGGAUUAUUAUGGUAUGACACCGCUGCUGGCAGCAAGUGUAACAGGUCACGUGCCCAUUGUUGAACAUUUGAUAACCUUGCCCUGUGUUACACGUGAAAGUCGUAUCGAUGCCCUGGAGCUGCUCGGUGCCACCUAUGUAGAUAAGAAACGUGAUAUGGUCAGUGCUUUGUCGCUGUGGCGGCGAGCCAUGGAGGAGCGCAACUUGGAACCGAAGAUACCGAAAAAGAUCCAGGAACCCAUUGCGGCCUAUGAAUAUGUCACGGAAGUCACCACCAUAGAGGAGUUGGAAGAAUUAGUCUUAGAUCCGGACGAAAUGCGUAUGCAAGCAUUAGUUAUAAGGCAAAGGAUAUUGGGUCCUACACAUCCCGAUACUAGUUACUAUAUUAGAUUUAGAGGUGCUCACUAUGCCGACGCAGGUCGUUUCGAUCGGUGCAUUGACCUAUGGACAUAUGCUCUAACCAUGCAACAAAAAAUCCUACCACCUCUUAGCCCCAUGACCCAGUCUUCGCUGCUCUCGUUUGCCGAACUCUUCAGUUUUAUGAUGAUGGAGGCGGGCCGUCUGUUGCCACGUGGCCGUGUGGUGCCGUCCAUUGAGGCCUGUGACAUGUUAAUGAUCUUCUGCAAAGCUGUGGAUGAGGUUGAGCGAGGUUUGUCACAUUAUCAAAAGCAAAAGCUGCAAUCCGCUGCUACCGUCUCCUCCUCCUCACUUGCAGGACAAAGUUGGUCGAUGGAACAGCAACAGAAAAUCGGCACAACAGCAACCACAACAACAACGUCCAUUGCAUCUCUACACGACUGCAACAAUGAUCCGAAUGCUUUAAGCCGAGCCUUGGUCAGUGCUUUACACAUUGGCUGCCUCCUGGCAUGGUUAAUCGAUGAUGAAUCGUGUUGCCCGAACAUGCGAAGAGAUAUCCUGAAGGCUCUCUACAGAUUGAAUCGUCUCAAUGUGGCCGUAAGAUCUGGUCGUACAGCUUUACAUUAUGCCUGCUAUCGUGAAGGUACACUGGUGGGUCGUUACCCGGCCUGUCAAUUCCCCUCACCCUAUUUGGCUAAAGCUUUAUUGGAGGUUGGUGCUGAUCCAAAUGCAACCGAUGAUGCUGGUAAUACACCGUUGCAUUUGGCCGCCAUGGUAUAUCCGAAGUGGCCGCAUAUAGCGAAGAUUUUAUUGGAUAAUGGAGCGCAUAUAGAUGCCCGUAACAAAGCUGGCGAAACCUUCGAGUCUCUUAUCAAACCGAAGAAGAUACACGAAACCGUCAAUACUCUCAAGUAUACAACACUGGCAUGCUUGGCAGCGAAAACAAUACGAAAACAUAAUAUCAGCUAUGCUGUGGGAAUGGUGCCGGCAACGUUGCACAAGUUCAUUGAUAUGCAUUAGAUUAUUAAAUUAUAUCAUA
Molecule: messenger RNA, 2056 nt
Organism: Musca vetustissima
Lineage: Eukaryota; Metazoa; Arthropoda; Insecta; Diptera; Muscidae
Product: protein fem-1 homolog CG6966
Exons: 6
Coding region: 34-2037 (667 amino acids)
Molecular function (GO): protein binding
Source: RefSeq, a predicted model, not a curated record